Messenger RNA from Diceros bicornis minor, 6789 nucleotides. It is a transcript of the gene GAA, whose product is annotated as alpha glucosidase. Lineage: Eukaryota; Metazoa; Chordata; Mammalia; Perissodactyla; Rhinocerotidae. Gene Ontology annotation, molecular function: carbohydrate binding; alpha-1,4-glucosidase activity. Gene Ontology annotation, cellular component: lysosomal membrane. Gene Ontology annotation, biological process: glycogen catabolic process; lysosome organization. The record is from RefSeq and is a predicted model, not a curated record. The transcript is spliced from 20 exons. Bases 2748 to 5603 code for a protein of 951 amino acids.
CGAUUGGUGGUCAGUGACUAACUUGCAGAAGUGGAGCACAUCGUGCCGGGGUUCGCGCGCGGCAGGUGGGCAGCAGUAACGACUGGGACCCCAGUAACGACGGGGACGCCGGAAACUGCACGGUUCUCAUUCACUCCCCCGUGCUGGGCGAGGAAGUCGGCGCUGACCCCAUGUCACAGGGAGGAAACUGAGGCACCGGAUUUAAGAACCCUUGCUUCCCGCGUCAGUAGUGGCGCUGGGCUUGAACCCGGCUUGUUUAUUCGACCACCCUGGCUUGGGAGCAGCGGUUCUGAGCCACUUCGCUGAAAGGGGAGGGACAGGCUCUCCUGGUCAGCAGCGCCACUUGACCUCCUGAUCCUCAGUUCUUCCCCAUUUUCUCUCUCAAUUGUCAAGCCCUCCAGGCACGGCUCUUCCCCAUUUCUAGGGUCUCUUCCCCAUUUCUAGGUUCUCUUCCCCGUCUGUAAAAUGGAAGCAUGAGGGAGGUGGUGCUAGUCCUGGCUGUGCCCCUGAGCCACCUCUGCAGCCUCUGACUCAGAUGGCUGGACCUGCUGUCUGGGAGGGGGAGCGCCCUGAGUGAGGCCCCUGACUACACUCUGAGUUCCCUAGUUUCUGAAUCUCAUGAUCACAAGGUGUCAGAUGUAUCUGCAAGGGUCAGGUGGAGCUGGGACACUUUGUGCUAUAAAAAAUAAAUAUUUAGUCUUUGUCCCCAGUUCCUGGCACACAGCUCCUAAAACCCCUGGAAUAUUGGGAGUGAUAAGAGUCUUUUAGAUGCUAAUAAGAUGACUGGAGGCUGGGGGCGUCUGGAUAGCUGCUUCAGGAUGGAGGCUGGUCCCCAGAAAGUCCAGGGCAGGAUUAGAGGGUUGGAACUUUAACCCCAACCUCUGGGGAGUGGAGGGGGGCUGGUGAUUGAACCAAUCACCAAUGGCCAAUGAUGUAAUCAAUCAUGCCUACAUAAUGAAACAUCCAUCAAAAUGGUAAAUCACUUGGGGUUUGGAGAGCUUCCAAGCUGGUGAACACAUUGUGGCGCUGGGAGGGUGGCUCACCCAGAGAAGGCAUGGAAGCUCCUCGCCCUUUCCCCGUACCUUGCCAUCUGACUGUUCCUGCGUUGUAUCCUUUAUGAUAAACCGGUAACAGUCAGUCGAGUGCUUUCCCGAGUUCUGUGAGUUGUUAUAGCCAAUUAUGGAACCUGGGGAGGUGGGGCAGCUGGUGUUGUAUGAACCUCUGAAUUUAUAGCCGGUUGGUCAGAAGUGCCGGUGACAACCUGGGACUUGCAGCUGACAUCUGAAGUGGGGGCAGUCUUGUGGAACCUCGCCGUUAGCCUGUGGGGUCUGCACUGACUCCGGGAGUUUGUGUUGGAAUUGGGUUGAAUUGUUGGACACCCAGCUGGUGUCCGGAGAGCAGGAGAAUUGAUUGGUGUGAAAAAAGAAACAAAAACCCCACACAUUUGGUGUCAGAAGUGUUGUGUGAAUAAAAACAGUUCCCUCUUGCACCUAAUUUACCAGUGGCCUGCGGUGGCCAGAAUGUUCCAGGUGACUGGUUUGUGUCAUGACAGGCUCAGACUCCCUCUGUGCCCUAGGUGCACUUCUGCCUGAUGUGUGCUUUUUUCCCAACACUUCCGUGUUUGUGGCAGCCGGGAGACUGUGUCUCAGGGUCCUCCCGCCACAGGGAGCCUCACUGACCGAGGGCCCAGCUGCUGAAAUCCAUGGCUGCAUGGGCUCCGAGGCCAGGCUGCUUCCAGGCCCCCAACACCAGGGCAGGCCGCUCCUGGGAGCCCCGGGCCCCUCUGAUGGCCAACUUUGGCUCCAGGAUCCCCCGCAGCCUUGCCAAACCUUCCUUCACCUGCAUGGCAGUCUGUGAACAGCCACCCUUCCCCUCCCUCCCAGGGGGCAGGCCUGCGUGGGGUGCGAUGGCUCCCCCAGCAUCCUCUCCACUUUCUCCCAAACAGAUGAGGAUUCCCCUGAUAGAAUCCUUGCACAUUUACUCCCAUGUUGGUGUCUGCUGCUCCUCGGAGGAGCCAGACCAACAACGUUCCUUAUGAAAUAUUUGGAGCACAGAUUAGCAAAACGCAGGUCGUAACAGUCUUCCCACUGGGUGACCUAAGUGAGGCUCUGCAUGCAGCUGCUGUGACAGAGACCCAGACCACCGUGUUCCCUCAGCCGUGCGGCUUUCUCCUGCACCUAACCGCAGGGGCCAAGUCCUGGGGACCAGGCCUUUCUCCUGUGACUUUACCAUCCCUAGAGUGUUGCCCUCGGCUGCAGUGCCCGGGACUUCUCACCAGGCUGUAUCCACGUCCGGGUCAGCAGGAGAGGGACAGAGGAAAGGGGACAGUCCCCAUAAGGGCACUUCCACUUCCACCCCAUUAGCCAAAACUUAGUAACCUUGGCCACAGUCGUCAUACAGAAAUGGGGCUUACUCCGUCUACUGCCGUAACCUGCUGUUCCACGUGGUGUUGGUCUGUCAUGUGGGUCUUUUUGUGUCACUGAAUCACUUUGCAGACGUUCUAAGCAUGCUUCAUUUGUAACACGUAGAAGACUUCGCAGUGCACGGCAUUCUGCAACCCCUAUUUGGACUUUUCUCUCCUUUCCCUUUUUCCUCCCUCCUGGACGUCUGUCUAAACAGUGCUAAGAGCUCAUCCUGCCUGCCUGCCUGCGUCCUCCGCAGACCUCACCUCCGCCCUGGGCUCUGCCUGGCUGGCCACAAGUUCAGGCCUCCAGGACCUGUCCCCACUGCCCACAGGCACCGCGACCAUGGAUGGGAGGUGGCUACCCUGCUCCCGCCCGCUGGGGCUCUGCCUCCUUGUCUCCUUGGCCACUGCUGCCCUUCUGGGGCAUGUCCUGCUGCACAAUUUCACGAUGGUCCCCCGAGAGCUUCGCGGCUUCUCCCAAGUACCCAAGGAGAUUUACCGAGCUCGCCAGCAGGGAACCAGCGGCCCAGGGUCCCGGCCCACCCCGGGGCGCCACGGCAGUCCCAGAGCAGCGCCCACACAGUGUGACACGCCCCCCAACAGCCGCUUCGACUGUGCCCCAGACGAGGCCAUCACCCAGGAGCAGUGUGAGGCCCGGGGCUGCUGCUAUGUGCCUGCAAGGCAGUGGCCUCGGGGCUCCCAGAUGGGGCAGCCCUGGUGCUUCUUCCCACCCAGCUACCCGAGUUACAAGCUGGAGAACCUGACCACCACAGAGACGGGCUACACGGCCACCCUAACUCGAGCCACCCCAACCUUCUUCCCCAAGGACAUCCUGACCUUACGGCUGGACGUGCUGGUGGAGACAGAGGGCCGACUCCACUUCACGAUCAAAGAUCCCGCCAACAGGCGCUAUGAGGUGCCUUUGGAGACCCCCCGUGUCCGCGGCCAGGCACCAUCCACUCUCUACAGCGUGGAGUUCUCGGAGGAGCCCUUCGGGGUGGUCGUGCGUCGGAAGCUGGACGGACGGGUGCUGCUGAACACGACGGUGGCACCCCUGUUCUUCGCCGACCAGUUUCUGCAGCUGUCCACCUCCCUGCCGUCCCAGUACAUCACCGGCCUCGCCGAGCACCUCGGCCCCCUGAUGCUCAGCACCAACUGGACCAAGAUCACCCUCUGGAACCGGGACAUCGCCCCCAUGCCCUCUACGAACCUGUACGGGUCCCACCCUUUCUACCUGGUGCUGGAGGAUGGCGGCUUGGCUCACGGGGUCUUCCUGCUGAGCAGCAAUGCCAUGGAUGUGGUCCUGCAGCCGAGCCCGGCCCUCAGCUGGAGGUCAACAGGUGGGAUCUUGGACAUGUACGUCUUCCUGGGCCCGGAGCCCAAGAGCGUGGUGCAGCAGUACCUGGAAGUCGUGGGCUACCCGUUCAUGCCGCCGUACUGGGGCCUGGGCUUCCACCUCUGCCGCUGGGGCUACUCCUCCACCGCCAUCACCCGCCAGGUGGUGGAGAACAUGACCAGGGCCCGCUUCCCCCUGGACGUGCAGUGGAACGACCUGGACUACAUGGACGCCAGGAGAGACUUCACUUUCAACAAGGAUGGCUUCGGGGACUUCCCAGCCAUGGUGCAGGAGCUCCACCAGGGCGGCCGGCGGUACAUGAUGCUCGUCGAUCCUGCCAUCAGCAGCUCCGGCCCGGCCGGGAGCUACCGACCCUACGAUGAGGGUCUGCGGAGGGGGGUUUUCAUCACCAACGAGACCGGGCAGCCGCUGAUUGGGAAGGUGUGGCCCGGGUCCACCGCCUUCCCCGACUUCACCAACCCUGAGGCUCUUGACUGGUGGCAGGACAUGGUGGCCGAGUUCCACGCCCAGGUGCCCUUUGACGGCAUGUGGAUUGACAUGAAUGAGCCAUCCAACUUUGUAAAGGGCUCAGUGGACGGUUGCCCCAACAGCGACCUGGAGAACCCGCCCUACGUCCCAGGGGUGGUUGGCGGGACCCUCCGGGCAGCCACCAUCUGUGCCUCCAGCCGCCAGUUCCUCUCCACGCACUACAACCUGCACAACCUGUACGGCCUGACCGAAGCCUUUGCCUCCCACAGGGCCCUGGUGAAGGCUCGGGGGGUGCGCCCCUUCGUGAUCUCCCGCUCAACCUUCGCUGGCCAUGGCCACUACGCCGGCCACUGGACAGGGGAUGUGUGGAGCAGCUGGGAGCAGCUCUCCUACUCUGUGCCAGAAAUCUUGCUCUUCAACCUGCUGGGGGUGCCCCUGGUCGGGGCCGACAUCUGUGGCUUCCUGGGCAACACCUCGGAGGAGCUGUGCGUGCGCUGGACCCAACUGGGGGCCUUCUACCCCUUCAUGCGGAACCACAACGACCUGAACAGCCUGCCUCAGGAGCCGUACAGCUUCAGCGAGACAGCACAGCAAGCCAUGAGGAAGGCCUUCGCCCUGCGCUACGUGCUGCUGCCCUACCUCUACACACUGUUCCACGGGGCCCACACCCGGGGCGAGACUGUGGCCCGGCCCCUCUUCCUGGAGUUCCCCGAGGACCCCCGCACCUGGACCGUGGACCGCCAGCUCCUGUGGGGGGAGGCCCUGCUCAUCACCCCGGUGCUCGAGGCCGGGAAGGUUGAAGUGACUGGCUACUUCCCUCCCGGCACAUGGUACAACCUGCAGACGGUACCAGUAGAGGCCCUUGGCGGCCUCCCGCCUCCAGCUCCUGGACCCCACACACCUGCCAUCCACAGCAGGGGGCAGUGGGUGACACUGCCAGCCCCACUGGACACCAUCAACCUCCACCUCCGGGCUGGGCACAUCAUCCCCCUGCAGGGCCCCGGCCUCACAACCACAGAGUCCCGAAAGCAGCCCAUGGGCCUGGUCGUGGCCCUGACCUCGAGUGGGGAGGCCCAGGGGGAGCUGUUCUGGGACGACGGAGAGAGCCUGGGAGUGCUGGAGCGUGGGGCCUACACACACAUCAUCUUCCUGGCCAGGAACAACACCAUCGUGAACGAGCUGCUGCAUGUGACCAGUGAGGGGGCCAGCCUGCAGCUAAAGAGGGUGAUUGUCCUAGGGGUGGCUGCGGCCCCCCAGCAGGUCCUCUCCAAUGGUGUUCCUGUCUCCAGCUUCACCUACAACCCCGACACCAAGAUCCUAGAUAUCCCUGUCUCACUAACAAUGGGAGAGCAGUUUCUCAUCAGUUGGUCGUAACCAGGGGCUGGUGGUGUGUUGACCCUUUACAGAAUGAUUUCCCAGAAGCCCCAGCACCUGUGUACUCUUAGUCAAGGCAGGUGGGCCUUGGGGUCAGAAGCGCUUACCCCAUGUUGCAUGGCCACAACUUCCCUAACACCCAGAUUUGCUUAUGUGUCUACCUCCUGGGCUCUGGGGCUCUGGGCCAGCGGCCAGCCUUUGACAGUUUUUCUCCCCAGAGCCCACAGUCGGGCCAGUGCCCUGAGGGUUGCCCUGUUAGGAACAUGAUACUGAUGGUUUGCCUCUCCGUCGUCCGUCACUACCUGUGAAGGCAGAGAAGGGGGUGCUUGGGAUGGGGAUGAUGUGCCUGCACCCCGAGGUCACACCACGGGAGGCUCUGCUGCUGCUCUAACUGGAUGAAAGGACGGAGUGGGGUGGCCAUCACAGACUGCUUUCUGGGCAGCUGCCCACCGACUACAGGUCGGGGCUGUCUGCCAGUCUGACAAGAGUGGGCCCCGGGGAAUUCGGAAUUCACAGGGCUUGGGGAAACUCUUAAUCUUAAGUGCAAUUAGUUUUAAUAAAAGGGGUAUUUGCAAUCAAGCUUCUGCUGGUCCUUCUAGGAUUCAGGGUAGGGAGGAGGUGUCCAAGGGCCAUGACAUGGGGCAGCCACUCCACCCUUGAUGGGCCCCUGGAUGUUCCCAGGGCGGGUGAGUGCCACACUGUGCACUCUCAAAGCAGCAGCCUCACAUCUCAUCACGUCACGUCCCAGCAUCACCUCACAUCCCAGCAUUACCCAUCCCUGAGGAGACAAGAGAACGUCCAGCUAGGCCUGGUGACAGAGAGGCAUAUGGUAGGAGAUAUGCCCCCCUCCCCUCUGGGGCUGUGUGGACAGAGCUGCCUCCCUGCCACACCUCUGUCCCCCAGGGAACCACCAAUUGGCAAACACUGGUCUGCUUUUGGUCAGUAUAGUUUACAUUUUCUAGAAUUGUAUAUAAAUGGAAUCAUACAGCAUGUCUUCUUUUUUUGUCUAAUAUUACCCGACAUAAUUAUUUUGAGAUUCAUCCAUGCUGGGUGUAUAGCAACACCUUGUUCUUUUUCAUUGCUAGUUUUCCAUUGUAUGGAUAUUCCACAAUUUGUUUAUCUACUUGUAAUGGACAUUAGGAUUGUUUUCAAUUUUGGCUCUUAUGAAUAAAGCUGCAAUCAGCAA